AUGGGCCUGCGAAAACAGCCCCCACCGCGUCUGGAGAACAUUAGCAAGUCAAAUGUUCGAUCGGACGCACGCUCAUCCAAGUCACCCAACUCUGCUUCCUUCCAUCGCCCGAUUCGUUUAAACCGAUUUCCUUCUGGGGACCCUAUCUACUCUCCCGACCUCAAUACUUCACCUGCGUUUGACCUGAUGCCACUUGAGGAAGCACAGCGGUCGCCUGUGGGGUCUCCCACCAGCCAACCCCCGAGCUCAUGGCCAGACAAUAACAGAAGACCGGAAGACGGCCGCUCCGGUCAGUAUAAUCAGUAUGAGGGAGCAUACAACGAACCUGCAAAUACCAACGGACACUGGGUUUCCCCGACAUUGACGGCAGGUCAACAACUAGGAGCGGCCGAGAAUGUGUGGCGGUCAACGACUGAUGGCGGUCGUGCUUCGACUGGAGAGCUACCGGUACAGCUGCAGUCGAAUAACCCAUUCUUGAAGCCUAGGCCGGCAGAGCAUACUCAAGAUCUCUUGGAUCGCAAUGAGUGGGGACGUGAUUCACAUGCGACUUCAAACAGUGACGCAUUGAGCCAAUCCGAAGGGUAUAUUCCGAUGACUGCGCGGCUCUCUCUUUUAGAUGAGCCCGAACAAGAAUCCCCAUGGACCGAGGCUCCUCGUCCUCAAUCCAAUUCCCAGCAACGCCCUGUAUUAGGCGGUCACCACCUCGAUGAUAACUCACCGUGGGACUCUCAACAGUCCGCCAAGGUUCCGGUUCCCCAGGGUGUCUACCUACAAGGAGAGCAGUCUAAUCCAUAUGCCCCAGCGGUUGCGGUGCAGCCGUCUGGCCUUUCUGAUUGGGAAACCUAUGCCGGCCAACAAUAUAAGCCUCCAUCCAAUUCAGGGAGACUUGGAUCGGAUGCUGGAAUCAAUACUCCAUCUGUUGCUCUUUCUAAUCGAACCUCUGCUACCUCUCAUGAACUAAUUGAUUUUGGUGAAUUGAGCGCCACUGGGAAUUCGGUGGGCGAGACCAGGUCUCCUGCUGCAUCUACGGCGUACUCAGAACCUGCCGCGAACGGAGCAAGAUCAUUAUCAGAAAAGCAAGACUUCGCAGCUCCCGUGAUACAACAACUACAACAACCCCAAGCAAGCCCUAUACUGUCUCCCGCAGAAGCUGCACGACAAAAAGAGCAAAGAUCAGAAACAUAUACUAUUCGACACAUCCGAUGGACCGAUCAGAGUGGUCAACUGCUGGAGUCCCCGAUUUUGGUCCAAAAUCAAAACGGACCUUGUCCUCUGCUAGCCCUUAUAAAUGCAUUAGUGCUACGAGCGAACCCUAACGCUCACCCACCAAUCGUUAGAGCUCUGUCAACUCGCGAGCAAAUCUCUCUAGGUUUGCUAAUCGAGGCGAUGUUUGAAGAGCUGACAACAUGCCUGGGCCCUGAUGAGGAGUUCCCAGACAUCGAGGCCCUCACUCAAUUCCUGACAAUGCUGCACACGGGUAUGAAUGUCAAUCCACGUUUGACAAUGAAUUCUACUGAAGGAUUUGGCACUUUCCUCGAAACCAGCGACCUCGGACUGUAUAGCACGUUUGGUAUACCAUUGAUCCAUGGCUGGCUAGCCUCAUGGUCCAGUCCUACCCAUGCUGCGAUGUCACGCACUGCCCAGUAUUACGAGGAUAUUCAAAUGCUUCCCUUCCGCAGACACGAGUUUGAGGAACGGGUGGCGCGGGGCGAGGCACUUGAACCUGCGGAAGAGAAUAUCAUGGCGGAUAUCCAAACCAUCCAGCGAUUUGUGGAAAUUGAGAAUGCGACACAAUUGAGCCCAUUUGGCCUGACACAGCUCUCAACUAAGCUUACGCCCGGAUCUGUCUCCAUUCUUUUCCGCAACGACCAUUUCUCGACAUUGUAUAAACACCCGCAAUCCCACCAACUCUACACUUUGGUUACCGAUGCUGGCUAUGCGGGCCAUGCCGAGGUGGUUUGGGAAUCUCUAGUCGAUGUGACAGGAUUCAACACAGAAUAUUACUCAGGCGAUUUUCGACCUGUAGGCGCUGGUCCUUCAGCUCCAUCUGGCCCUGAUCCCGCGGUCCUCCAAGCCUCUAAUGAGCCAGCCACUCAUUCUCCAGAGGCAAACGAAGGAUCGAAAUCCCCUGAGCUGACUCAAGAACAGAGUGAUGCCGACUAUGCAUACGCGCUGUCACUUCAGUUCCAAGAAGAAGAGCGACGCGAAAAUGCUAGGAAUGAGCAGGCUCGUGAUCGUCGCACAUCUGCGCCGAGUAAUUCUUCCAAUCGGCCAUUGCCUUCGCCUCGCUUGAGCAAUGUGCCUAAUCGACCAUUGCCCUCGCCUCGUUUGAGCAAUGUACCCAAUCGAUCUUCGAGCAUUGCCAAUACGAUUGGUUCUCGGCCUAGUCCUCAGCCACAACAUGGACCCGACCCUGAGGACCCAAAUGCACCCCCUCCUCCAUAUGAACAAGCUGCUGCUAGCGGGCCGCGUUGUUCGCCUCCUGACAUAAGGCCAUAUGGCCGUGCCGCAGGAAAUCAGUACCCUGGUAACCGGAAUCCGCGGAAUCGAACCUCGCAGUCUUCUCACCGACCACGCCCGCCUCGAGUCUCUAAUGUGGUUGAUAUGAUUGUGGCUCGUGGAAUCUACGCUAUCGUUGAUGUGCAUCAUGUUGCCUUUGAGCCUAUCAAUGAGCCUCCUUGCAAUACUGCGGUCGACGUUACCGAGUCCAACAAACUGAACAACAUCUUUCUCCAGGCUAUCAAUGAUGCUGGUGGGUUCAACUCGCAGAGAAUUGUUAAUCUAGUCGGAGGUGGUGAGGAUAGCGUCAAGACUGCAGACUGGUUUGUAGCACCCUCUGGAUUUUGGAAUCCAUAUGCUAUUCAGUUCCACUACUACAGUCCCCGGGAAAGACCAUUUGGGGCUCGGGGCUCUGACAGUGACAAGACUACUGUGCAGUCUGACUUCCAGCUGCUGCGCAACGCUUUCCCUGAUGUACCUCUCCUUUUGGGUGAAUACGAUGCUUCACCCACCAACACCGAACCCGCUGCCCGAUAUAAGUACCUUGACUUCUUGAUCAAGACUGCAGCCAGUCUCGAUAUCUCCUGCGUGUUGUGGAAUAACGGAUUGGACCACUUGGAUCGAACCGCAGGAGUCUGGCGUGACUCACAAACUCUUCCAUUCAUCUUCAACGGUAACACCCUCUCGUCAAUCAGUGACUCCACUUGCUCGGCAUUGUCGUUGGGAACAGACUAUUCUGUUUCGGGUGCAAAUAUAAUAUUCACAGCUUCGUACUUAUCCAAGCAUCUUUCAUCUACGACAACACCGGGUAUUAAUGCCACUCUAACUCUGAGAUUCUCGGGGGGCGAUUCGUCCCCUGCUGUCCAAAUUGUUCAAUGGAAAGCCCCAACUCUGUCGUCCACAUCGGCGGUGGCUUCGACUGUCUCUGGCUCUGCCCUAUCAAUUCCAAUCACAUGGGGCGGACUAUCAACCGUCGCUGCAUUAAAGGCCUUGACCAAGAGUGGAACAUACCUGGUCGAUGACUGGACGGUAUCACUGAGCCCUAUCCAGCAAGCGAGAGUUACCUACAGCAACCAGUAUAACUGGGAUGACUCCAAUGUAAUCCUCACUUCAUCUGCUAUUAGCUGUCAUCUCUGCUGGCCAAUCGACCGUGUUCACCUUCGAGUUUUUCCCACGGGAUAA
This is a messenger RNA of Penicillium roqueforti, 3681 nucleotides long. RefSeq names its product CAZyme family GH5. The transcript is spliced from 8 exons. Bases 1 to 3681 code for a protein of 1226 amino acids. Gene Ontology annotation, cellular component: cell periphery; cytosol. Gene Ontology annotation, biological process: protein K48-linked deubiquitination. NCBI's taxonomy places the organism in Eukaryota, Fungi, Ascomycota, Eurotiomycetes, Eurotiales, Aspergillaceae. The record is from RefSeq and is a predicted model, not a curated record. Gene Ontology annotation, molecular function: K48-linked deubiquitinase activity; cysteine-type deubiquitinase activity; hydrolase activity, hydrolyzing O-glycosyl compounds.